AUGACCGCCCUUCACUGCGCCGCAUGCACCAACCCAGACCCUGCAGCCGUGCGCGCCGUGAUUGAGGCUCUGGUGGCAGCGGGCGCUGAUGUGCACGCCAAGGAUUUCUAUGGCCAAGAGCCGCUGCACUGGGCGACCCGCAACAGCAACGCUGGGGCAGCGGCAGCGGCUGUGCAGGCGCUGGUGGCGGCCGGAGCAGAUGUGCGGGCCAAGGCGAAUACUGGCACUGAGCCGCUGCACUGGGCAGCACUGAAUGAGCCCCCGGCGGCAGUCGUUGCAGCAGCUCGGACCCCGCUGCAGGCGGGGGCCUGCACCAGCGCAGUCGACAGGAAUGGCAGCCUGCCCCGCCUGGUGGUAUUGCGUCGCCCUGAUGCAGCGCAGUGCGGCCCGCUGCUGCAGCUGCUGACGCCUGGCCAGCUGCUGACACCCCCCCAUGGGGAGCGCUCUGCGUCAGCAGCAGGUGCACUGCCAGGCGGCACUGGUGGGAGCGGCGCUGCAGCCGCCAGUCGCCAGCUGCCACAGAACAGGCAGUCGGUUGUCCCAGAAGCGCACAACGGCGAAUGUGUAGUGUGCUGGAGCGCGCCGCGCAGCGUGGCGCUGCUGCCGUGCGGCCACCUGGCGCUGUGUGCGGGCUGCGCCGCCACGGACCUGGCAACCAAAAGGUGCCCGGUGUGCUGCCGGGUGUGCUGCCGUCCCGCUGGCAAGACCGUCACCAUCUACCACCCCUGA
This is a messenger RNA of Chlorella variabilis, 729 nucleotides long. RefSeq lists its product as hypothetical. NCBI's taxonomy places the organism in Eukaryota, Viridiplantae, Chlorophyta, Trebouxiophyceae, Chlorellales, Chlorellaceae. Gene Ontology annotation, molecular function: protein binding. The transcript has a single exon. Bases 1 to 729 code for a protein of 242 amino acids. The record is from RefSeq and is a predicted model, not a curated record. Gene Ontology annotation, cellular component: cytoplasm; nucleus.